This is a messenger RNA of Nezara viridula (southern green stink bug), 1793 nucleotides long. The record is from the annotation of a GenBank genome assembly. Lineage: Eukaryota; Metazoa; Arthropoda; Insecta; Hemiptera; Pentatomidae.
GGCCAAUGGGAAAAGACCACGAUCUUGAAGCUUAGUGAGGUUUUGUUUAUCAGGAGUUGAGUUACUUUGUCAAAAGUUAUUUGUUGAGAAGACUUGAGUGUUGUCGAAUUAAAAGUGAAGUAGUAUUAUUUAACUAAUAAUUGAUGCGUUAUAUUGUUCUCUAACUCUUUGAUUAGAGAUGAUUGUGUACACCGGUAUCUUUUUUCUUGGGAUAUUAUCUCAAGCCUUUUCCCUUUAUUCUUCAAACUCAGAUGUAAUUGAGUUGAAUGACAGUAAUUUUGAUAAAUUAGUAAAAAACGAUGAAAUAUGGAUUGUGGAAUUUUUCGCUCCCUGGUGUGGACACUGCCAACAAUUUGCAUCUGAAUAUUCCAAAGCUGCCACAGCAUUGAAAGGUAUUGCUAAAGUGGGAGCGGUGAACGCAGAUGACCACAAAAGCGUAGCAGGUAGAUAUGGUGUCAGAGGAUUUCCAACUAUUAAAAUUGUUUAUCAAUCAAAAACUGAAGAUUACAAUGGACCUAGAACAGCACAAGGCCUAGCUGAUGCAGUUGUGAAUGUCAUUAAGAAAAAAAUUAAUGAAAAAUUGGGUGGAGGCAAGUCCUCAGGAGGUUCAUCCGAUGAUGUAAUUGAGUUGACAGACUCAAAUUUCGAUAAGUUGGUUUUGCAGUCUGAUGAUAUUUGGUUAGUGGAAUUCUAUGCACCAUGGUGUGGCCAUUGUAAAAACCUUGCACCUCAUUGGGCUGAAGCUGCUACAAAAUUGAAGGGAAAGGUCAAACUAGGAGCUUUAGAUGCUACCGCUCACCCUAGUAAAGCUAGCGAGUACAAUGUUCAGGGUUACCCCACAAUUAAGUUCUUUCCACCCGGUAAAAAGACCAGAUCAUCUGCUGAGAAUUAUGAAGGUGGCAGAACAAGUUCAGACAUUGUUACAUUCGCCCUUGACAAACUUGCUGAAAAUAUUGAGCCUCCAGAAAUCAAACAGAUUUUAGACGAAAAAACUUUGAAGACAGCUUGCGAAGAUCAUCCUCUGUGUGUCAUUUCUGUCCUUCCUCACAUUCUGGAUUGCCAAGCUGAUUGUAGGAAUGGCUAUUUGAAAAUUUUGAAAGAGAUGGGUGACAAAUUCAAGCAAAAGUUAUGGGGAUGGGUAUGGUCUGAGGCAGGUGCUCAGCCAGAUCUUGAGCAAGCAUUAGAGAUAGGAGGAUUUGGAUACCCAGCUAUGGCCGUCAUUAAUGCAAAGAAGAUGAAAUAUUCUAUACUACGUGGAUCCUUUUCGAGUGAUGGAAUUAAUGAAUUUUUAAGGGAUCUCUCUUACGGACGUGGAAGUACAGGUCCGGUUAAAGGCUCUUCAUUACCUUCAGUCGUAUCAUCAGAACCUUGGGAUGGCAAAGAUGGUGUUCCACCUCAAGAUGAAGACAUUGAUCUCUCUGACGUCCGUUUCGAUGAUGAAUUAUAAAGCGUUCUUUUAGAAUAGGCACCGUGUCCCCUUUUCCAUGCCUGCCUUCCCCUUUUUUGUCUGAGAUGCCCUGAGUGAGCUUAAAGACUGACUUAACUGUAAAGACAUAAGACAUAAUGUGUUAGUUUUUUGUUUGUUGUUAGUCCAAGAAUAUUUGUGAUCUUUCAUGUAAUAAGUUUCUUUAAUAAUGCCGAAAACGAUUUGAGAAUUAUUUUCUCCUAUCUAGUGCCAAAUCAAUUUUUAAUUUGAAUUUAUUUCUUUUGAAAAUAUCAUUAAAUUAUUUUCUUCACGUAUUAUCAAAAUUUCGACUAAUUAAUUGAAUGUCUUAACUUCAUGAAUUAAGUUU